AUGGGUGAAGAAGCUAAGCAGGAACAAGCCAAGGUAGAGGCUAAGGCAGAGGAGAAGAAGGAAGAAAAUGUAGAGGAGAAGAAAGAAGAGAAAUCAGCAGAGGAAGAAAAGAAGGAAGAACCGAAGCCACCAUCUCCAUUUGUGUUGUUUGUGGACUUGCAUUGCGUGGGAUGUGCCAAGAAGAUUGGGAGGUCCAUCAAGAAGAUUAGAGGUGUGGAGGGUGUUGUGAUAGAUAUGGCACAAAACCAAGUGACCAUAAAGGGAAUAGUGGAACCUCAGGUUGUGUGUAAUAAAAUCAUGAAGAAAACAAAGAGAAGAGCUAAAGUUUUGUCUCCAUUACCUGAAAAUGAGGGUGAACCAAUGCCCCAAGUUGUUGCUUCACAGGUUAGUGGAUUAACGACUGUGGAGCUUGAUAUAAACAUGCACUGUGAGGCCUGUGCUGAUCAACUUAAGAAAAAGAUUCUCAAAAUGAGAGGAGUGCAAACAGCAGCGACAGACUUGAGCACAAGCAAAGUGACAGUGACAGGGACAAUGGAAGCAAACAAACUAGUGGAAUAUGUCUAUAGACGCACCAAAAAGCAAGCCAGGAUAGUGCCCCAACCUGAGCCUGAACCUGAACCAGCAAAGGAAGAAGAGAAGCCAGCAGAAGAAGCAAAACCAGCUGAAGAAAAGAAAGAAGCGGAAAAACCAGCAGAAGAAGGUGGUGACAAGCCUGAAAAAAAUGAGAAGAAAGAAGAUGAAGGGAAGGAGGAAGGAGUAGAGAAUAUCGACAUAAUCAACAUUGAUGAGGAAAACAUGAAGCGGAUGAUGCAUUAUUAUCAGCCACUUUAUGUGAUUGAGAGAAUCCCACCUCCUCAGUUAUUCAGUGAUGAGAAUCCCAAUGCAUGUUGCAUUUCAUGA
Messenger RNA from Dovyalis caffra, 900 nucleotides. Lineage: Eukaryota; Viridiplantae; Streptophyta; Magnoliopsida; Malpighiales; Salicaceae. The record is from the annotation of a GenBank genome assembly.